CUAUCCGGGUACAGUGUAGUGUUGCACACACUGUUUUGUUUACAAGACGAGCACUGCUAGCUCAGCUAGCCACAAACGAAAGCAUCUUUUAAGCUAACUGCUGUUGAGCUGAAACUAAAACAACAUGAAACCUGCGGUGGAUGAGAUGUUUCCUGAAGGAGCUGGUCCCUAUGUGGAUCUGGACGAGGCAGGAGGCAGCAGCGGCCUGUUAAUGGACCUGGCAGCAAAUGAAAAAGCAGUGCACUCUGAUUUCUUUAACGAUUUCGAGGAUCUGUUUGAUGACGACGACCUGCAGUGACGACAACAACAGCGAAACACCUGUGAACGUUUCUGUGAACAUGUACAUAUAAAAAUUGGCACUGUAUUCUGAC
Thunnus maccoyii (southern bluefin tuna) is the source of this 371-nucleotide messenger RNA. RefSeq names its product COP9 signalosome subunit 9 (gene cops9). Bases 125 to 298 code for a protein of 57 amino acids. The transcript is spliced from 3 exons. Lineage: Eukaryota; Metazoa; Chordata; Actinopteri; Scombriformes; Scombridae. The record is from RefSeq and is a predicted model, not a curated record. Gene Ontology annotation, biological process: negative regulation of protein neddylation.